Pteronotus mesoamericanus is the source of this 1412-nucleotide messenger RNA. RefSeq names its product iodothyronine deiodinase 2 (gene DIO2). Lineage: Eukaryota; Metazoa; Chordata; Mammalia; Chiroptera; Mormoopidae. The record is from RefSeq and is a predicted model, not a curated record. Gene Ontology annotation, molecular function: thyroxine 5'-deiodinase activity. Gene Ontology annotation, biological process: thyroid hormone metabolic process.
UCUCCCCCUACCACCGCCAUCUCCCCCUCUCCUUCCCCCACUGUUUCUGUCCUAGCCAACUUCCUGGCAGAUAUUCAGCACUCCAAGAGGACAAGAGGGAUCAGGAGUCUGCCAUUGACAUGUGAGCUCACAAAUGCACAUUCAAGAAAUGAGUGGACUACGUGACUGUCAUUGCUUCCUCUCAUCCUCUCUGCUUGGUCAAGGCCAGGAUGACACUCAGGCCUCCAAUUGUAAAACAGGUCCAUGCGCUCUGCAGCCUAUUUGGCAAGUACACUGUGAUACUAAAUGAGUCUCUGCUUUUGGAAGAUCUCCUUUGGAACAGAGCAUUCAGCGGCUUCUGUGGUGACCAGCUACGUUUGGCAGCAGGCGCGAGUGCCCACAACUGCACAGAGCAAGGAGCAUUCAAAACGGUGAUGUUCCAGUUUAAAAGGACAGAGCUGCAAACAAAGCACUGUGUUUUCAAGAGUGGUGCUUCGAGGUGUAUCUUCCAACAGACUCUGGAUGGAAACAGAGCUCACUUGCUUGGACUCUUCUACAUCUCAGAGGGUGAAGGGGAACCACGGUGCACACGGGAACUGACUCAGGAGGCAGAGAAGAUGGGCAUCCUCAGCGUAGACUUGCUGAUCACACUGCAGAUUCUGCCAGUUUUUUUCUCCAACUGCCUCUUCCUGGCGCUCUAUGACUCGGUCAUUCUCCUCAAGCACGUGGUGCUGCUCUUGAGCCGCUCCAAGUCCACCCGCGGGGAGUGGAGGCGCAUGCUGACCUCAGAGGGAAUGCGCUGCAUCUGGAAGAGCUUCCUCCUCGAUGCCUACAAACAGGUGAAACUGGGUGAAGAUGCACCCAAUUCCAGUGUGGUGCAAGUCUCUAAUCCUGAAGGAAGUAACAACAGUGAAAACGGUGCCCAAGAGAAGACAACUGUUGGAGCCGAGUGCCACCUUCUUGACUUUGCCAGCCCUGAGCGCCCACUCGUGGUCAACUUUGGCUCAGCCACUUGACCUCCUUUUACUAACCAGCUGCCAGCCUUCAGCAAACUGGUAGAAGAGUUCUCAUCUGUAGCUGACUUCCUGUUGGUCUAUAUUGAUGAGGCUCAUCCUUCAGAUGGUUGGGCGGUGCCUGGGGAUUCUUCUUUGUCUUUUGAGGUAAAGAAGCAUCGGAACCAGGAAGACCGAUGUGCCGCAGCUCACCAGCUUCUGGAGCGUUUCUCCUUGCCGCCCCAGUGCCGAGUUGUGGCUGACCGCAUGGACAAUAAUGCCAAUGUAGCUUAUGGGGUAGCCUUCGAACGUGUGUGUAUUGUGCAGAGACAGAAAAUUGCUUACCUGGGAGGAAAGGGUCCCUUCUACUACAACCUUCAAGAAGUCCGGUGUUGGCUGGAAAAGAAUUUCAACAAGAUGAAAUCUAGAUUAGCUGGUUAA